AUGCGGGAGAAGAAGCCGCUCUCCCGACCCGAGCGCAACCACCACGACACGGCAUACAAAGCAGCGCCGGCAGCAGCAACACCCAAAACAGUCCACAUAGCCUGGGCCAACUGGCCUGCCGCCGCCCCCUUGACCGGCGUCGUAGUUGCCGCCGUUGAAGAACCGCUCGACGCAUCGCUUCGCGUCGGAGCCGGCGUUAUCUGGUCGGCCUUUGCAGAGUCCGUCUUUGUCGACGUUCCCGUCUGCGUGGCCGCCGUUGGGCUGGACUCAGACCCAGUCUUUGCAGUGCUGGACCGAUUGUCAUCCGUCGUCUUGGUCGCACCGCUCGUGCUGGUGUGCGACGAGGCGUCGGUCGAAGUCGAGUGCAUUUUGUCCUUGAAGCAGGCCAGCGUAGCCUUGGUCUUGACGCAGGUCUCGGUGCCUUUGUAG
Messenger RNA from Pyricularia grisea, 429 nucleotides. RefSeq lists its product as uncharacterized. Bases 1 to 429 code for a protein of 142 amino acids. The transcript is spliced from 2 exons. The record is from RefSeq and is a predicted model, not a curated record. NCBI's taxonomy places the organism in Eukaryota, Fungi, Ascomycota, Sordariomycetes, Magnaporthales, Pyriculariaceae.